This is a messenger RNA of Poeciliopsis prolifica (blackstripe livebearer), 1529 nucleotides long. It is a transcript of the gene stc2a, whose product is annotated as stanniocalcin 2a. The record is from RefSeq and is a predicted model, not a curated record. Gene Ontology annotation, molecular function: hormone activity. Gene Ontology annotation, cellular component: extracellular region. Bases 115 to 975 code for a protein of 286 amino acids. Gene Ontology annotation, biological process: intracellular calcium ion homeostasis. The transcript has 4 exons. Lineage: Eukaryota; Metazoa; Chordata; Actinopteri; Cyprinodontiformes; Poeciliidae.
UGAACCCUCGCAGACACACACACACACACACACGCAUACACGCACAGAGACAGAGACACGCACUCUCUCUGUCGGAUCUUUGCCGGGGAACAGAGGCACACCGCCGGAGACGCAAUGCUGGUCAAGCUGGCCGUGGCGCUGCUGGUUUUGUCAGUGCUGAAGCAAGCGGUGGGAUCGGAUAAUAUUGAUUUUCACGAGCUGCCCCCGGAGAAGCCCGCCAGCCAGAAAGGACGCCUCUCCCUGCAGAACACAGCUGAGAUCCAGCACUGCCUGGUGAGCGCUGGGGAUGUUGGCUGCGGCGUGUUCGAGUGCUUCGAGAAUAACUCCUGCGAGAUACGAGGGCUGCAGGAAAUCUGCAUGACGUUUCUGCACAACGCUGGCAAAUUCGACUCUCAGGGAAAAUCCUUCAUCAAGGAUGCUCUAAAGUGCAUGGCCCAUGGUUUACGCCACAAGUUCAGCUGCAUCAGCAGAAAGUGCGUGACCAUUAAGGAGAUGGUGUUCCAGCUCCAGAGAGAGUGCUACAUCAAACACAACCUCUGCUCUGCUGCAAAGGAGAAUGUGGCAGUCAUGGUGGAGAUGAUCCACUUCCAAGAUCUUUUCCCUAAAGGCCCAUACGUGGAGCUGGUGAAUAUUCUCCUGAGCUGUGGCGAGGAAGUCAAGGAGGCACUAACUCGCAGCGUCCGACUACAGUGUGAGCAGAACUGGGGUGCACUGUGCGACAGCCUGAGCCUCUGCUCCUCCCUCGUCCCUUCUCCUGCCAGCGCCGUUGUUGAACACCACCACCACCACCCCUUCACUUCUCCCCAUCUAGAGCCGGAGCACCCGCGCCAGCCACGCCAAGGCGACAAGGAAAGAGCUGGUAAGGCGGCCCUCAACGCUCACCCGCGCAAUCGCAGUCAGGGGUCCCGCCGCCACAGUCCAGAAGUGGCAGCUGUGACUGAGCAGGAAGACCCCAAGGCCGACAUUCGAAGGUGAAACCUCAAGAGAUCUUUGUACCUCUUGCACCAUUUAAAAAGCCACAUUUGCAGACUUAUGCACACAUCCAUGCCAUCACAGGAAGACACACAUGCACACAACAUGCCUCCACACAAGCAGAAACUCCCAGACAGACUGAGCAAAAGGAAAUGAGUCCCAAUCUUUCCUUUUCUCUUCCGCCUCUCCAGUCAUUCCAGCAGUCCCACAUGGUAAACUUGCAGGGUAAUUGUGGUGUAGACUUUAGGCCACAGGUUUUUUUUUUUUUUUUUUUUUUUGUUAAAUGUUUGUCUUUUUCUUUUUUCUUUUUAUGAAUAACAGUUGUUACCAUAACUAUUUCAACUGUUAGCUCUUUUUUGACUCUAAUAUAGCAUUUCUCAAAUCAUUACUGACUGUAAGAUUUGAUUAUAUUUGUAUUAUUUAUUUUAUUCUUUAUGCAAUGUUGAAAUAUCAAAAUGUACAUAGAAAUAAACUUAUCUAUAUUUAUAUGACCAUGUAUAAAUAUAGCUACAAUAUGCAAUACUGAGAUACUAUUGAUGACAAAGUAUACAGUGUGC